AUGCGGCAUUUUACCACGAUACUGGGUCUCUGCACCGCCAUUGUGGCAUCUGAAUCGGAUGGCGCUACCUUGCUCCAACAAUUCUUCGCCCCAGGCCGUCUCCUUGGCAAUUUCUUUGGCAACCCAGGAGUGAACGGGACAUACGAUUAUGUUGUGGUUGGGGCUGGUCUUGCCGGAGCUCUUACGGCAUCUAGACUUGCAGAGGCGUUGCCACACAUGACGGUUGCUGUGUUAGAAGCUGGCUCUUUCUAUGAGAUUUCAAAUGGCAAUUACAGUCAAAUACCGUACUACUCUACCUUGUAUAAUGGGCCAAACGCGGACGACUAUCAGCCGUUGAUCGAUUGGGGAUUCUUUACGGAACCCAUGCCAGGUGCUAAUGGACGGCGAUUCUUCUAUGCCCAAGGUAAGACUCUUGGUGGCAGCUCAGCACGAAACCAGCAAAUUUACCAUAGAGCAACCAAAGGUUGGUAUGCAACCAUGGCCAACAUAACGGGAGACCCGGCAUACCUAUGGGACAACAUGUUACCUUUCAUGAAGAAGAGCUUCUCUUUUACACCACCAGAUAUCACAUACCGUGCCGAAAACUCCAGUGUAAAUUUUACACUGUCCAGCUUCGAUAGCCCCGGAGGACCGGUACACUUAAGCUAUCCAAAGUACGCGCAACCGAUAUCCUCAUUCGGCCCUCAAGGCUACGCCGCAGCUGGAAUCAAACCAGCCAACGGUUUCUUAGAUGGAAACCUGCUCGGAUACGGAUACUGGCCCUUCACCCUGCGUCCCACAGACAGCACAAGAAGCAGCACGGAGAGCGCUUUUCUCUCUCGAACAGCUGCCAGGACCUCACUGAAGAUCUACCAGUCAUGCAUGGCGCGCAAUCUACUUUUCGAUGCGAACAAGCGCGCUUUUGGCGUCAACGUCACAGUCGCUGGAAAAAGGCCCUUUGUCCUUCACGCGCGGAAAGAAAUCAUCGUAUCUGGCGGCUUCAUAAACUCGCCACAUCUCCUCAUGGUCUCUGGCAUCGGACCGCGAGCAACGCUCGAAAAAUACAACAUCCCGGUGGUCUCUGAUCUCCCGGGCGUAGGCCAGAAUCUGCACGAUACCCCCGCCCUCGGCGGCAUCAUCCACGCGUCCAGCGUACCUGGUAGAAGCGGCUGGACACGCACUGCGGAAUCAUUCAACGACGCCGUAGAAUCGUACCUCAAGAACGGGUCUGGACCACUCAGUAGUCCCGCCAGCGACUUUGCCGCGUGGGACAAAUUCCCCGAAGCAUACACGCGCAACAUGAGCGCGUCCACGCAAGCAUAUCUCCAGGACCUCGCUUCCGACUGGCCGAAUGUAGAAUACGUCCUGCAAGCUUCCGAGCGCGUGCUUUCCGCGACCCAAGCAGCCAGCAACACAGGCGUGCUCGGCGCCAUCCUCACGUCCGCCUCGAGCAGGGGCAACAUCACCAUCCAGUCUGCCGACAACAGCGUCGUCCCGCUCGUCUACACCGGCUGGCUCGACUCCCCCGAAGACCAGGAAAUGGCCGUUGCGGCAUACAGGCGCGCGCGCGCCAUUGCAUCUGGUAUUUCUGCGUUUGGCGCCGAAAUCGCACCAGGGGCCAAUGUCACGACUGAUGCUGAGAUACUACAGUAUAUCCGCACAAAGGGCAUCGGCGCGAUUCAUCAUGGGGCUGCGACGUGUGCGAUGGGGCGUACUGCUGCUCGGGGAGCUGUGGUGGACUCCAAAGCGAGGGUGUUUGGGGUUAAGGGCUUGAGGGUUGUGGAUUCCAGCUCGUUGCCGUUUAGCGCACCGGGACAUACGCAGGGCGUUACCUAUGCGCACGCUGAGAAACUGGUUCAGGAUGUGAUUGAUGCUGCGGUUGGGUAG
Molecule: messenger RNA, 1866 nt
Organism: Exserohilum turcica Et28A
Lineage: Eukaryota; Fungi; Ascomycota; Dothideomycetes; Pleosporales; Pleosporaceae
Exons: 4
Coding region: 1-1866 (621 amino acids)
Biological process (GO): secondary metabolite biosynthetic process
Molecular function (GO): flavin adenine dinucleotide binding; oxidoreductase activity, acting on CH-OH group of donors
Source: RefSeq, a predicted model, not a curated record